AUUUUUUUCAGAUCCAGCAGAGAGAAUUAUUUAAUAACUAAUUUCAGGACUUGUCGAGAAAGGUGCCGCUGAAUAAAUCAUUCGUUUUUUCAAACAGACGAUGGAUUGCCGAGGAGCCGGUAUCCUGGUGACUCAUCAAUAAUUUAAAUUUAAGUACUGCAAACGAAAUUCCGUUGAGAGGAAAAUAACGAAAUCGAACUAGUCUGUCAUUUGAAUUGUUCGUCCUGGAUGUGAUUGCCCUAUUCCCUCUGAAGAUUAUCAACCACUCUUGCAUUUACCCACGCCCCCAAAAACUCGUGAAAGUGUAGGAUUCCAUCAGGAAGUGACUUUUUCUCGUGCAUCAACUGCGGUUGAUGGACUUUCAUCGAUGAUUCAUGGGCCAGUGUCACCUGCAAUGAAAGGCGACCUGAGUGGCCACUUGCUGUUUUGAACGUGAGUCUCCGGACGGGAAAAAUGAAUAAAACAGAGUUGGAAAAAUAUCGGGAUGAAAAACUAUCGAGACGAAUUGUCCAGGUCGAUAUAAUGAGAACGAGGAGAUCCCUUUGGUUUUCAGUCUGAAAGAACCUCCGAAACAAUUCUCACUGCUUCGACGUAGUUGGCUACGCAUCAUGAUUACCAAAUAUUCCCUGAUCCUAUCUAUCAUUAAUUUAAUUUUAUCAGAGAGUGCAUUCGGCUCUAGUAUUAUUCAGCGCAGACGUCCCCUGAAUUUUUCAUACACAGGAGAUACGGGAACUGCUGCGACUGGUGGAUCAAUGAGGAUUGAUAAAAAGGUAGAAGCUGGUGGUGGAGAUAAUCAUAAAGAGGAGCAUUACGAAGCCUCUAGAGAGAAGGAUGAAGAGGGCUACAAAACUCACCACGAGGCGGAAAAAGCUGCCAAGGGCCAUCAUGACAAGGACAUCCACAAGAAGGACUACAGCGAACAAGAAGGACACGAGAGGGAGAAACACGGGGAGGAGAAGCAUUAUGCUGAGCAUCACAGCGGUGACAAGGGUGAGAAAGAAGCCAAAUUCGAGGAGAGUGGCAAACACAAUAAGGGACACAGCACCAAAGGACAGCACAACAUCUUCAAGAAGGAUGAAUAUGAAAAGAAACAUGAUUUUUAUGAUGAGUAUCAUGAGAGCGACGAGGAGGAGAAGCAGGGGGGAUACCUGCAGAAGCAUGAAGGGGCGAAGGGUGGGAAGCAUCACAGUGGUCAUCAUUCUGGUGGUGGAGAUGAGCAUCAUCAUGGCAGUAAGAAGGGCUACAAAUCUGGUCAUCAUCAUUCUGAUGACAAGGGUCACAAUGCUGCGGAGGGUCAUUCAAAGCAUCAUAAACAUGGCGAGAAGCAUGGAUCGAAGAGUGGACACUCAGGAGCCAAGAAAUGGGUGCACAAGAGUGGAGGACAAUAAGUUUUUUAUUGAUAAAAUAUAAUUUU
Molecule: messenger RNA, 1414 nt
Organism: Diachasmimorpha longicaudata
Lineage: Eukaryota; Metazoa; Arthropoda; Insecta; Hymenoptera; Braconidae
Product: histidine-rich glycoprotein-like
Exons: 3
Coding region: 609-1388 (259 amino acids)
Source: RefSeq, a predicted model, not a curated record